Molecule: messenger RNA, 636 nt
Organism: Arabis nemorensis
Lineage: Eukaryota; Viridiplantae; Streptophyta; Magnoliopsida; Brassicales; Brassicaceae
Source: the annotation of a GenBank genome assembly
AUGAUUCGUCAUGAAGAGACAGGUCACAGAGCGGGAGCCGCAAGCGUAGAACGGAUAGACGAAGAGAGUCUCGUUUCGAUGAGAGGGCUCCGAAGCAGCCGAGACAUUCCUCUAGUGAUCGUGGAACGGCUGUUAUUGACACUGACUAGACUGCUGCCUCCAUGCUUUCUAAGAUCACUCUUCCCAGCACUCGCUUUCCUCCUCCCGAUACCCUCCAGGGCGAAGGGAGCUACGCCGAGAUGGCUCGUCACGGAGUCUAGGCUAGAAGACUAUUUUGCGAAGCUGAGGGCAUUUGAAAAGCAAGAGGCGAAUAUGGAGCAUGUCAUUCAUAAGGCGAGAUGCGAGAUGACAACUAAGUUCCAGGAGACCCUUACUUGUAUUGAGAGCAGUUCGAUGUCGUUAAGCGGGCUAGAGAGAGGAGUUUCGACCUUGCUCAGGUCGAGGGUAACCUACAGCUCGUCCAACAGGUUUGGAGUGAGACUCCUCCGGAUCUUGAGACCGAGGAGGAAGAUCUUAUCGCGGCGGUGUCUGAGACGGAAAGAGCCCAUCAGAUGCUUACAGACGAGGUGGCAAACCUUAGGAGGAUUCUUCGCGCCCUCCUGGUUGGGCUGGAUGACGGUGAGCGUAUCGAGUUAG